Messenger RNA from Entamoeba dispar SAW760, 2157 nucleotides. RefSeq lists its product as uncharacterized. Bases 1 to 2157 code for a protein of 718 amino acids. Gene Ontology annotation, biological process: proteasome-mediated ubiquitin-dependent protein catabolic process. Gene Ontology annotation, molecular function: protein binding. Gene Ontology annotation, cellular component: cytoplasm; nucleus. The record is from RefSeq and is a predicted model, not a curated record. NCBI's taxonomy places the organism in Eukaryota, Evosea, Mastigamoebida, Endamoebidae. The transcript is spliced from 3 exons.
AUGACUUACAAAUUAGAACGUGUUUAUUUAAUGAAUGUAUCACUUUAUUUUACAACUUAUUUUGAUGUUUUAUCUUUUAUUCAAAUCAAUAAAAAAUGUUUUUCAACUAUCAAUGACCUUAAAGUUAAUCCAUGGUUAACGACUCCAUUUAGUAUUAUUAAAUUUGUUUAUCAUUUCAAUCCAGAAACAGUUAAUUGUUGUUCUUUUCAAUUAAAUAAACCUAGAAUCUUCGAUACUUGCACAUUCAUACGAAAUCCGAAUUUUCUUUUAAUUUCGGAAAACCAACAAAAAAAGUUAAUACCAUUAUUUAAUAAAAUUACUACGUUAACAUUUUAUAAAACAAAAGAAGAACAAUCAAUGUGUUAUAUUAAAAAUGCUUCAAAGUUUACUUCUCUUAAGAGUAUAUUUGGAGAUAUUGAAUUAAUUGUACAAUUUAUUGAAAAUUCAUUUAAAGAUCAAUCAACUAAUUUACGUUGUUUAAAUAAAAUUCAAAUAGAGCCACAAUCGAACCAAUAUAUUUUUCCUUAUAAAACUCUUCCAUUACUUAGAAAGUUAAGGAAUAUUAUUGGUAUCAAUAAUAGAAUAAAAGUCAUAUUAAUCUCUUUUUAUAGUGCUUUUAAUCGUCAAGAAGUUAAAGAGUUUGAAAAGAUUAAUGUUCAAUUGUUUUAUAAAAUGCUCACCCAACACCAACUAGAUCAAAUCCAAUUAAAUUACACUGCCCCUAGAAAAGUUCUAGCAAUAGAAGGAACUUAUAAUUGUGACAAAUUUAAUAAAAUUAUUGAUAAAAGACAACCUACUGUAUGUGUUGUAUUAAUGGAAAAUAAUCCUCUCCUUAAAGAAGAAAUAGAGCGUAGUAGAGGUUCAUUAUUAAUACCAGAAGACACUACAACUUCUUGUUGGACAAUUCCUAAAUGUAUUAAAGAAUUACAAUUAUUAAAAGUUAAUCCUGUUGUUGUCCAAAAUACAAUGAACAUUGUUCCACUAUAUCCAGCAGAUUGUUUUUAUUUAAAAGUAAUAAAAUUAGAACAAUGUAGAAAUAUUUUUCUUCAACAAAAAUUACCAAAUCUCAAAACGUUAAUAAUUAGUGAAUGUGAUAAUGUUACAGUCCAAACCAUUGAUGAGACAUAUCAUUUUGGUUUAACUAAUAUAAAAAAGUUAAUGAUAUUAAGAAGUAAUGAUAUUCAUGUCCAAUGUAAUUCAAAUAAGUUUAAAGAACUUAUUGUAGAGGGAGGUGAGAGGAUAUAUAUUUAUGGGACUAUAGAUUCUGUUAGAGAUUUUACUUUCUUAAGGGUUAUUAAAAUAGUUCUUCCAUCUUGUAGUUUUUAUAAUAAAUAUGUAAAUAUUCAAUAUUGUUCUUCAAUAAAAUUUGUAAGUGGAAUGAAUAUAAGAAGUCCUAUAGAAUUUCUUGGGAUUAACGUAGUUUUAUUUAAUAAAUUAAUUCAAAAAAUAUUAAUAUUACCUUUAUCUCUUCCAAAAGAACUAUUCAAUGAAGACACAUUCUCAAAUUUCUUUUAUAUGGCUCCAUUUUUUUUAAAUAGUGAACGAAUAAAAAAACAUGGAAAUACAUUAUCUAUGAAAAAAAGAACUUUUAGUGAGAUCGACUGUAUUGAUGUCUUAAUUUCAACUCAAUUUUUGUUAGCAGGAAAAUCAGAUAAAUUAGUCACUAUAUUAAAUGAAAAUGAGUUUUCUAUUUUUGAUGCUUCUAUUAGAUACUUUGAAGUGACUAUAACAGGAAGUGCAGUGAUAUCAGUUGGACUUAUAGAUGUAAUUAGAAUACAUAAUGAAGAAUAUACUUCAUCAAAUAGAUUAGUUGGACUAGAUGUUGGUAGUAUUGGGUAUUAUUCUGAAAAUGGGUUUUUGUUUAAUGAGUCUAAAAUAACGAAAUACAGUGAACCAUAUGCUAUAUGUUCAUCAAGUAAUGAUACUAUUGGUUGUGGAUAUAAUACUAAAACAAAAGAAGUAUUCUUUACAAAAAAUAGAAUUAAACUACCAUCUAUUCCAUUUAAAUGUCACUCUUUAUCAGCUGUUAUUUCUAUAGAUUUUAUGAAUAAAAUGACAAUUAAUUAUGGAAAUACUCCAUUUAAAUUUAAUAUAAAGAAGGAAUUAGAAAAUAAUGGAUUAAUCAAUCAAUUUAAAACUAAUUGUCAAAUUGUAUAA